AUGCAAAUCUGUCCAGUAUUCUUUUUCUGUGCUCGAGUUGUACUAAGUAAGUCAACUGUUUUGGACAAUAGGUACUUGAUUGACAAAUAUCCACCACCAUAUGUGAUAGAUUUGCCGUUGCCACCGUGUGGUCUACAAGCUACAAAAACGCACUUACCUGAGUCAGGGAUUGCUGGAGGUGUUGCAGCAGGUGUUGAUGCUGCAAGAAAAGCGAGAGUAUGUAGAGGUGAAGUCGAAGAGACAGAAUCAUGUUCUUGUCGAGCUGGUUUUACAGCAGAUGGUGUGUUGGAAAACGAUGUUUCAAACAUUUCUCCCGGUUUUCAACAACGUGCCCAAGCAAAAAACGGAAAACGCGAUCGACGUUUUGAUUUUAUAGUUAGGUGGCAUGCACCAAUACCAACCAUUAUUGAAGAUAUUGUACAAAAUUAA
Didymodactylos carnosus is the source of this 429-nucleotide messenger RNA. The record is from the annotation of a GenBank genome assembly. Lineage: Eukaryota; Metazoa; Rotifera; Eurotatoria; Philodinida; Philodinidae.